Biomphalaria glabrata is the source of this 2004-nucleotide messenger RNA. RefSeq names its product leucine-rich repeat-containing protein 74A-like. The coding region runs from base 1 to 2004 and encodes 667 amino acids. The record is from RefSeq and is a predicted model, not a curated record. Gene Ontology annotation, molecular function: protein binding. The transcript has 16 exons. NCBI's taxonomy places the organism in Eukaryota, Metazoa, Mollusca, Gastropoda, Planorbidae.
AUGGCUUUUUGUUUGGGUAUUCAAUUUGCCUCAGCUUUCCGAGCAGAUGAGUUCCGCAAGUGUCAGUCCAGACUUGAUGUGGACAUUGGUCAUCUCACUUAUGAGAAAGCCUGCAAAGAACACAAGGUCAAACCCAGGAGACGUGUGCUGCAACAGUUGUGGAAAGACAGGCUUGACCUUCACCAUGCCGGACUGUCCACUCUGGAUGCCAAAGCUAUAGCAGCAGCAUUAAAUAUACUGCUGGAGCUAAGACCAACCCUUGCUCCACAGAGUGUGAUGUUACAUUUGGAGAAGGUGAACAGCCGCGUUGAGACAGUUGUCAUGUCUGACUGCCAUCUGGUCAGCGAAGCAUUGAGUGACAUCUUCAGCUGUUUACAUCAAAACUGUUUCAUUACAGAACUGGACAUGUCAGGCAGUGUUAUGGACCUGAGCGCCGCCACAGCUUGCGGGAACAUGUUGGCCGCUAACAAAUGGCUGAUGUCUUUAAAUCUGUCAAAUUGCAGUAUCGGGGACAAUGAAAUAGUGCCAAUAGCUCAUGGGAUUAAGGUUAGCCUUUCUCCGCCUGACUUCACACGCCGUGCUGUUUCUAACUUCGCCUCGUACUGGUCACAUUGCGAGGAAAAUCAAAAACUUGAAAACAUCAAUCUGAGUCAAAACAGCAUCAGUUUACCUGGAGGACUCGUCAUCGGAAGAGUUUUAGGACAGACAGCCAACCUCAAAGUCGUCAACUUAAGCUGGAAUCAUAUCCGUGGAGGCGGUGCCGUUGGUGUGUGCAACAGUCUGCUGACCAACAAAUCAAUUGAAGACUUAAACUUGUCUUGGAAUGGCAUUGGUUUCGAAGGCUGCCUUGCCCUUGGCGAGUCUCUGAGAGCCAACAGAACGCUAAGGCGGCUUAACUUAGAAAACAAUCGCAUCAACUGGGAUUGCGCCCCUUACAUCAGCAAAUCACUCAAUGUCAACACCACUUUAGAAAUUCUAGAGACAAUCAUUUAUUGGCCCUUUCUUUUCUGUCUAACAAGAUUAAAACAAGAUUUGUUUCAAACACAUUUUCAGUUGGGUUUGAACCCAAUCUCUAUGGAAGGAUGUGAAGAAAUUCUGACUGCUGUCUGUAAACUUUCCUCUAAAGUUCAGUACAUAAGUCUGGCAGGAAUCCCCAUCAAUACAAAAAUAGCCUUGAUCGCAACAGACAUUGCUAAACUCCGUCAGUUUAAUUUAAUUCACGGUGGCAUCUUUUCAUCUAAAGAUGUUCUCGGAAUACAAAGAGUCCAACAAGAAGACCCUUUCUCCCUCCUAGUCCGCUACAUGAGCACCAUGGGUAUCAGGGUGAUGGACCUGUUCCGAAUCUUUGACAAAGACAACAAACUCUGUGUCAGUCGAGAACGGUUUAUACAAGGCCUCAAGCGAGUGCGAGUUCCAUUGGACGACAAAGAUAUAAUGACAGUAGCGAAACGAUUGCAGUUAAACAAGCGUGGGAACAUCAGUUAUCAGGAAUUGGCGACUCUGGUUAGAAACCGCAUACGAGAGGACAGACUUGAGGACAAGAGGCAAGAAAUCAUACAACGGAAGAAACGAGAGGAGAGGAAGAGAAUCCUGCAAUCAGACAAGCCCCUCAACGCACCAUCCCACUUCAACUUCAUGCCCAACCUUUACAGCAUGUAUGACCCCAGUGAGCGUGACAGCCAGCAGAAUCUAUUUACACCCGGUUCAGCCAGUUUUAGCCGGGCAGGCUCCAUAUACACUCCUCUCCCCCCUAUUAAAGGUGGCAGAAGCUCGGCAACAGAUGAAGUCAGUAGGGGCAGAAAAACACCCAUGACACUGGUACGUCAAAAUGCUUCAUUACGAGGGGUGCAAAGUCCUUCAAUUAAAAGCAUUACGAAGAUGACCAACUAUUCUAGCUUUGAUAAACAGGAGCCUGAAGGGCUUCGGGGGGUGUCUUAUGUCAGUCAAAUAAAAUGGCACCAAGCGACACAUGAACUUUUAAAAAGAAGACAGUCAUUCUUAUAG